AUGCCAUUUCGCCUGUUUCGCACAUUUUUGAAUAACGAAAAGACGAUUCAGCAGCUCUCGGAAUCAGUUCCAGUCCGUUUGGCAGCCAAGGCGAUCGUUCGCGGCAUGAAACAGGUCGAAUCGAGGGUCGAUAAACUGGAUGUUGGCAAAAAAAUCGAUAAAUUCAAGGCGAUUUACGAGGAGGAGUAUCAGAAGGCAAUUAAGAAGUAA
This is a messenger RNA of Caenorhabditis briggsae, 210 nucleotides long. The transcript is spliced from 2 exons. The record is from RefSeq and is a predicted model, not a curated record. Lineage: Eukaryota; Metazoa; Nematoda; Chromadorea; Rhabditida; Rhabditidae. Bases 1 to 210 code for a protein of 69 amino acids.